Molecule: messenger RNA, 2668 nt
Organism: Alternaria rosae
Lineage: Eukaryota; Fungi; Ascomycota; Dothideomycetes; Pleosporales; Pleosporaceae
Exons: 2
Coding region: 249-2252 (667 amino acids)
Biological process (GO): sodium ion transmembrane transport
Cellular component (GO): membrane
Source: RefSeq, a predicted model, not a curated record
ACAUGUUCUCUUUGAGGCGUCGACUCGUUGCUGGCGGUGGCUGCGUGGUGACGCGCGCCGCGACUCUGAUCUAAGAUGAGGAGCGCAGGGGUGUUCGACGACAUCAUUAGAAGAGAGAGUUGUGCCCAGGCUGGGUUCCCUCACUGCACCUCUGCCGGGCUUAUCUCUUUGCCCUCUCCAUGCAGGCUCUCAUAUCGCGUUUCUCCUCCACCCUGUCUCACUGAGCGCAUCGAUACCACUUGCCCACAAUGAACGUCAUCCGUAAAGCCGUGCGGGCGAUGUUCCCUCCGCCUCGCGUGGCGCCUGAUGGUCGCGCGGAAUGGCCCUCUCGAACACCAUAUGUGCUUGCCUCCAUGGGCGGAGCGAUGGGAUUCGGAAAUUUGUUACGUUUCCCUUCCCAAGUCUUCAACAACAACGGGAUUCAAUGGUUCAUACCCUACCUCAUGGCUGUCUGCCUCCUCGCGAUCCCGGUGCUUAUCUUGGAAGUGGCUAUUGGACAGGCCUACCGCAGCGGCUGUGUCAUCGGUUACAACGGUCUUGAUCGACGCUUUACCGGCGUUGGAUUCGGAAUGGUCUGCGUUGGUUACGCUGUGGCCAUCUACUACAUUCCCAUUCUUUCCUGGGUAAUGGUGUACUUCCGCAGUUCAUUCCGGUCCGCAAACGACUUCCCCUGGAAAGACAACCCGCAGGAGUACUUCAGUCGUGUCGUCAAUGAAGUCCCUGCCAUUCCCGCAGUCUACAGCGAUGAUGGCAGUCGAGUCCUUCAAUAUGCCUCAUAUCCUGGUGUGAACCUCGAUGGCGAGCUCGUCGGCUGGGUACUCUUUUCUUGGUUCAUCGUUUGGAUCUGUCUGUACAAAGGCAUCGCCAUUACCGCUCGCGUCGUUUACAUUACGAUCGUCUUGCCCAUUAUCAUGACCGUCAUCCUUGUCGGCCGCGGUGCGUCUCUGCCCAACGCUGGCCGAGGUAUCAAACUAUACUUUGGGGAGUUCAACGCCGACCAGCUUGCGGCAGGCAAGAUUUGGCAAGCUGCAACUAGUCAGGUCUUCUACUCUACCGGUGUCGGUUUUGGCUACUACUCUGCCUACGCCUCGUACAACUCCAAGUUCUCCGAUGCUGUUCAAGAUGCCAUGAUGAUUUGCAGUGCGAAUGCGCUAUUUGAGUCGUUCGCGGCCUUUGCUGUCUUCGGAGUUGUCGGCUACUUGGGCCUGCAGCCUGGUGUUGGUGAUCCGGUCGGAACAUAUACGCUUGGCUUCUACACCCUUCCCAGCGCCAUCCAGGAAAUGCCUGGUGCUCCAUUCUGGUCUGUUCUGUUCUUUCUGACUCUAUUCCUACUCGGCAUCAGUUCCUCGUACGCGCUGCUCGAUGCUAUGAUCACUACCAUCUGCGAUACUCAUUGGGGAAGGAAGUACAAGCAUUCGACCAUCGCCACGAUCAUUACCAUCAUCUCAGCCCUGGUGUCAUUGUUCUACUCAACAGGAUUCGGUUACGAAGCUACCAACGCUGUCGACGCACAGAUCAGCAACAUUUCACUCAUCUUCGUCGUAUGGGCUGAGUGCGUAUGCGCUACUUCGUUCUACCGCUUCGUCGACGUUAUCGGUCAGGUUGGCGCACCAUCCUUCUGGUUGUAUCAAUGUUCAUACAUUGGCGCCCAAAUUAUCGGCAAUGCUAUUGCACAUGGGGUUUCCGACAAGAUCGGUGCUGGUGUUGGUUUUGGUGUUUAUAUCAUUGGCACAGUCAUUGCUAUCCUCAUCGCCAAAGACCCUACAGUCCCAGCUCCCAGGUUCUGGGGCCGUAACAAGAUCUUGAACCGCGUUUGGUGGGUUGGUCUAUACUCAGGACACCAACUUGCGCGCGACCUCAACUACGUUGUUUGUGUCGGCAAGCAGUGGCGACUACCCGUCUUCUGGGCUCCCAUCCUUCGAUACUUCGCCGCUCCUGUGCUCUCGAUCAUCUUCUGCUUUGCCUACCCCACAUUCUACGCCAUACGCGGCGACCCCCUACAGAUCUUCGGUUUCAUGGUUGCUCAUCUCAUCGUCUUAGUCGUCCUUGUCGGCUUCAUCAUACCCAAGAGCCUCAACAUCUUUGUGCCUCCAGAACGUCGCGACGAAGGAAACCGACAAUACGCGCCGCAGACCGUACUCGGAAAGGACGACACAAACAUUGUGGGUGGUGUUGCGCCCGGGCAGGAGUACGAAGCCGGCCUACCGCCACCGCCAGCUUAUGACGCUGAAAAGGUGGAGGAUAAGAAGUGAGUGGCAUGUGCAACGACAUCCGAUACUGGCGGAUGUGCGUAUGAGUGAUUCGGCCCAUUGCAACGUUUUCCUACGCGACAAACCCAGAUCUGACAGCCCAUAUACAUUGAUCUCAAGAUCACCUCCAUUGCGCCAGAUUCGCCCAUUGCACUUUCGUUUUCUGGUAUCGCCUUCUUUCGCCCAUAAAGCUCGCAAGUUCUCAUAUCUCAGGCCCAGUCAAAAGCCUGGCUGACUGAGUUAUUCACAUAUACAUCGCGAAAUUUCAAUGAUACAACCCAUGCAUCCAACUGUGCCUAUACAGCCGUUAUGCUACUGUGCACUGUUCCCAGUCGGUUGAUUGUUAUGAUGCCGAUUAUCCGAAACAUUAUGGCUUCUACUUCCGGUGUAUCCCAUCGAUCGGGAUUCUGCUGGCAUGA